Drosophila busckii is the source of this 5616-nucleotide messenger RNA. RefSeq lists its product as uncharacterized. Gene Ontology annotation, cellular component: cytoplasm. NCBI's taxonomy places the organism in Eukaryota, Metazoa, Arthropoda, Insecta, Diptera, Drosophilidae. Gene Ontology annotation, biological process: protein phosphorylation; regulation of clathrin-dependent endocytosis; positive regulation of Notch signaling pathway. The record is from RefSeq and is a predicted model, not a curated record. Gene Ontology annotation, molecular function: protein serine/threonine kinase activity; AP-2 adaptor complex binding; ATP binding.
UUAUGCGAACAUCACAGCUCUAGUUCUCGUCAGGUGGCAAUAUUUGCCCAACAAAUAGUGAAAUUCAAUUUAAUUGCAUUUUUUAGCUGCAAAGGUUGUAAAUAGUUAUUCCGUGUUAAAUGUGUAUUGUAGGGCUUACAAAAUGUGCAAAUUGUAAUAAAUAGUAAUAAUACCAAAAAUCAAGUAUUUUGAUGAGCAAUAAUCUUGCCGUGAACGCAAUAGAAGGAAAAUCGAACGAACUUUCUUUUUUCCAUCGCGAGUGUUGUGUGCUUGUGUGUAUAUGUUAAGUGUGUGUGUUUUUAUUUGCUGCCAUGCAAAUGCGAAAAAGCGCAGCGUAAAAUAUAAAAAAUUCAAAUUAAAGUGCGCAAAAAGUCAAUUAAUUACGUUAACUUGUUUAAAUUGUUCGGUUUGUGGCUCACUGGGCACGCCUACAAUUGCAAAACGCCUACGCAAUUAGCGCACAGGGGCACACUCACACACACACAUACGUGCACGGCAGCCACUGUCGCUGUCAACGUUGACGCUGCCGUUGUCGUUGUCGUUGCUGCAGUAAACAGGAACAACAACAACAAACUAGAAACAUGAAGAAAAUCUUGUCGAAAUUUGAUAGAAAUGAGAAAUUGGAUAACUCGCACAACAGCUCCUCAUCGAAGGAGACAAACAGCUUUGUUGGCAAGGUCUUCACAGUCGGACGCGUCACGGUCACUGUCGAGGAUGUCUUGGCCGAAGGUGGCUUCGCCAUGGUCUUUCUGGCGCGUGGCAAUGGCGGAGGCAGUGCGUCCACAACAAAGUACGCACUUAAACGCAUGUAUGUCAACAAUGAGCAUGAUUUGAACGUGGCCAAGCGUGAAAUACAAAUUGCCAGCAAUCUGAGCGGUCACAAGAACAUCAUAGGCUAUGUUGACUCGAGCAUCACGCCCACUGGCAAUGGAGUGUGCGAAGUGCUGCUGCUGAUGCCCUACUGUAAGCACCACAUGCUGGCCAUGAUGAAUGCUAGAUUACAUGUGGGCUUCACCGAGCCGGAAGUGCUGACCAUCUUCUGUGAUAUUGCCGAGGCGGUGUCGCGUCUGCAUUACUGCCAAACGCCCAUUAUACAUCGCGACUUGAAGGUCGAGAAUAUUCUGCAAACGGAUGCCGGCAACUUUGUGCUCUGUGACUUCGGAUCGGCCACGGCGAAAACGCUGAAUCCGCAACAGCAUGGCGUCAGUCAUGUGGAGGAGGAGAUACAAAAGUAUACAACAUUGUCCUAUCGUGCACCCGAAAUGAUUGAUCUGUACAAUGCCAAGAGCAUAACAACCAAAGCGGAUAUAUGGGCGCUGGGCUGUAUGCUCUACAAGCUUUGCUUCUUUACGCUGCCCUUUGGCGAGAGCACCCUGGCCAUACAGAACGGACACUUCGCCAUACCGGACAACUCCAAGUAUUCGCGUGGCGUGCAUCAGCUGAUCAAGUAUAUGCUGGAUACGGAUUUGGAGCAUAGACCAAACAUUUGGCAGGUCUGCGAGGUGGCCUUUAGACUGGCGGGCAAGGAUAAUCCCGUACAAAAUUUGCAUAAAUCACCGUUGCCCAAUUUCGAGCAGCUGCUGGUGCCGCCAUUUGAAGCGGAGGCCAAGCGCAUUAGUGCCGCUGCUGCCAAGGCGGCCAAACCGCAACAAAACUCUUCGCUUGUGGAGGCAGGCACCAGUGUAGUGCCACGUUCGCGUCCUAAGGGCUCCAGCACGGUUCAUGGCCAAAAUGCUUUGGGCUUGGGCUUGCCGCCAAGUCCGCUGCCACGUCAAAAUAUUACAUCGCCGCAGCCUGUGGUGGAGCAGUUUCAGGCAAAUUUCCCAGCCAUGCCGCCAGUGUCAAGCACAACAGCAGCACCCGCUACAAUCCCCACCAGCAGCAGCAGCACCACCACCAAAAACACCACCACUGGCAGCAACAGCAACAGCAGCAACGCUGUUAAUAAUCUAUUCGAAUCCAGCGUCUAUCCGGAUCCGUUUAAUGAGCAUGGCUCAACAGCAGCAGCAGCGCCUGCAACAACUGCAGCUGCUAAUGUUGAAGCUGCCAGUGAAACGGCAGAGCCUGUCACCAGCGAGUUAACUGUCAGUGGUGGCAACAGCUCGCCCACCCAGCAUAUGCUAACGCCGCCCAAACCCAACGCCAACAGUGGCCAUAGGCGCAAUGUUAGCGACACGUCAGCGUUUAAUAAAACCUUUGCCAAUGAAACAAGUCAGUUCUUGGCGCCGUAUAACAACAACAUUGCCAUGGCUGGCGAUGGACCACAGAAUGUGACGCUAGCCAGCGCUGCCUCCAAUCCUGGUAUUUAUGCAGGCAACAGCGCCACAGCGUCCAACUCGCUGUCCAGCAAUGAGAUUGGCUUGAAGCGUCAGAGUGUGGACAAGCGUGUGGAGGCGUGGAAUCCAUUUGAGGAAGAGCAGCCCUUCAGUCAAAUGACUGAGGAUCAUAUAUUCGAGGCAGAGUUUGAUAAAAUACGUCAGCGUGGUAGUCAAGGCAGCAUUACGGCCAAGUCGGCUUCUACUACGUCCACGCUAACGCCAACGGAACAAAGUGCUGUCGCCGCGGCAGCAGCAACAACGUCAGCAACAACAACAGCAGCAACAGCAGUAGCAUUGUCUGUAACAGCUGUGGCAGCUUCAGCGGCUGCUGUGUCGCCAGCACUGGCAGAGGAUCCCUUUGGCUCGGCGCCAUUCAGCUUGCCGCCUGGGUUGCGUGAGAAGGCGAGUUCGCUGCGCAAAACUGGAGCCAAAUUCAUCGUUAGCUGCUCCUCGGGCGUUGUUACGCCCAGCAACUUAGCUGGCAACACACACAGUGGCGCCAACAAUGCCACCAGCUCCAGUUCGUCCAAGUGGCUGCUCUCACCCACACUGGAGGAGGACAAGACCAGCUUGAUAGGCAAACUCAACAAACUGGAUGCCUCCGAGUGCAGCGGGCAAACAGAGCUGGGCGGUGGCUAUGUGAAGCUGCCGCUGGAUUCGCUGGAUCGCAACAAGUAUGAAAAGCUGCGCAGCAAUGAUCAGCCCACAUCCGAUGACUCCGACUCGGAGUUCUUUCAGCAGGACAGCGAUGAGCAGCUGGGCACGGGCACUGCCAAGAAGGCGGCCAUAUUCAAGCAGAUUGUGACCAGCAACAUACCCGAGACCAUACACAAAAUCCAUCAGGUGGCCUACCACAAGGUGGACAAGAGCACGCUGCCCAUAGUGAAGAAGCUACGCCAGUCUGCGACGACAAAAAAACCAUCCAGCUCGGCUCAGCAGGCGGCGCAGCAGCUAAAUAUAAUGGCCGCAGCGGUGGCGGCUCAAGCCGCCCAAGCGGCCGCCGUGGCAGGCAAUGUGGAUGCAUCGGACGAUGAUGCCGACUCCAUAGGCUCGGCCAGUGAUUUGCGUGCCGAGGAUGAUGAUUUGUUUGAUGAGAAUCCGCGUGCGCUGCAGGGCAAGAUGCGACGUGCUCCAGCGCUAGAUAUGGAUGGCAUCAGCGAGAGCGUCAAGACCUGCAAUAGUUCCGCCUAUCAUGCCGAAUGCGAAAGCGUCACCACACAUGAGGAUGAUGUGCGUAGUCGCGUUGUGGUCAAGGUGCGCAUGCGCAAAAAGGAUCGCAGCGCUGCCGCCGCCGCUGCAGCAGCAGCUGCAGUAGCGCCCAGUGGCGAUGCCAGCGCUGCCGGAGCUGACAUUGAGGAGCUAAGUCCUAGCUCGAGUGAUUUGCUUAACAAGCUGGGCGACCAUCCGCUGCUGCUGGACGAUGAGCUCGACUAUGGCUCGGCGGAGAGCAAGAGCAGCAAUGAAUCGGCAGCAGCGCAGGCAGCAGAGGAACAGCAGGCCGAAGAGGAGGAGGAAUUGGAUGUGUUUGCCAUGGCGCCGUUUAAGCUGCCCGUGGGCAGAGCACCCAAGUCCAAGCCGAAACCAAAGCCCAAACCCAGCGCACAGCCUGCAGAGAUGUGGACUUCGACGCCCGUAAAGGGCGCACCACUGACCCCAGUCAGCCAAGCAGCAAACUUUGCCAACUUUCCGCCAGAGCCAGCGCAUGCCUCACCGCAAUUGGAUGAAUUCAAUGAGCCCAUCUUCAAUCCAUUUAUAGAGCCUGCCAAGCAGCCUGCGCAGCCGGAACAGAGCGAGCAAUGUGAUCUCUUUGGCUCGGAGCCCUUUCCACAGGUAAUACGCAAAUGUGUUGUUGUCACGCCCGAGCACUAUGCCCUCAACAAUAAUAACAACAACAACCACAACAACAACAAUAAUAAUAAUAGCAAUAACAAUAAAAAUAUUACAAAAGUAAAUGCCGUCGCGGCUGUUAGCCAUAACUCCCAGCUCGUAACCAUAAAUCAUUCAAUUAUAAUUAAUAAAACACCCGAACCCAGCAGUGUCUAUGUGAAUGUGCCCAGCAGCUGCUCCAUCACCAUACCCGUUGCACCAACAACAGCUCCAGCUCCAGCACCAGCCCAGCCUGUUAUAGUUACUGUGCCUGCCGCCGCCGCCGCCGUCGCCGCCCCAGCAGUUGCAACUGUGUCCGCCCCAGUUCCCGCUCCAGUGCACCUGCAGCCCCUGCUGGCCAUUGCAGAUAACGGAUUUGUGCAAAUCUCUCAAGAUCGCUGCUCGGACUUUACGCCAGACGAUGAGGAGGAGCCCGUGGUGUUGCGUUCUGCCGAUUUGGUUGCCGACCACGUCGAUACCAUUGCCGCUAUCCCCGUCGCUGUUAAGCCCAAAAAGGAAAAGUCCCACUUGGCUGUAAGAGCGCUGCCGGCCAAGCUCACCCAAAAGGUCAAGGGGCAUGCGUACAAAAAAGUUAGCGCCGCUGCCCUUGGCUCCACAUCCUCACUUAGCUCGGGCAGCAAACAGAAACAUCAACGCUUGCAAUAUCAAUCGCAGGACGAUGAUGAGGACGAGCGACGCAAUGCCGGUGCACAGGAUGAGAAUGUCGGUCGCAGCAGUCGCAACUUUCAGUCCAACACCAUCCAGAGCUCCGCCAAGACGGGCUUCAGCAACAUGAGCUUUGAGGACUUUCCAUCCGAUCAGGAAAUCGAUCGCAUGUCCAAGACCAUUCCGUUUGAGGUGGUGCGCAAGGAGAAAAUGUUACUAGAGGCAGAGAAGAAAUUCGGUUCGCUCAAGCGACGCAAUAAUCUCUUCUCAUAAACAAAAAAAUGAAUUUCCUACAAAUUUACAAGCAUGACUGAUGUUUCAAAAUAGAGCGGCAACAAUGAAGAUGAAGAAGAAGAAGAACAAAAAACAUUCGCUGUGUAUGUGUCCCACAUGCAUUAUCUAUCUUUAUAUACAUAAAUGUUAGCAAUAUUUAAAUUUGUUUCUUUUUUGUAAAGUUUAUUGUUUGCACCUGCGCCUCCUUCAUUACCGUUAGCAGCAGACACAUUACAGCAGCUAGAAAGGCAAACACACACAUACACACUAGAACUUCCAUACAUACAAUACAUAUAUUUAGAGCUAUAUACAAUUCAUGCAUAUUUAUAUAAACUUACACAUACAUUAUAUUAUAUAUGUAUAGCCAAAUAUACCUCUGUCCCAAUGGAGAGAUAAUGUAUUUUUCGAGCAAAGUAUUUCCCCCCCUUUAAAACACAGAGUGUUGACUCUGUUUUAAGAAAACUGCAGCUGCACAAUUAAUUCAAACUGAAAG